This is a messenger RNA of Cooperia oncophora, 642 nucleotides long. The record is from the annotation of a GenBank genome assembly. Lineage: Eukaryota; Metazoa; Nematoda; Chromadorea; Rhabditida; Trichostrongylidae.
AUGCACGGGCCGUAUGUUGUGCUUUCUCCCAUUGCCAAGUCUCAUCCUUUUGAAGAACGUCGAGUACAUGUUGGACCUGAUGAGGAUCCGUUGAAGAUUGGUAGAGCAGUGGCCAGAUUGAAGGCUGCGAAAGAUAAUGCGAUAUUCGAUUGCAAGGUAUUAUCACGAAAUCAUGCGGUGCUGUCGUAUCGAAAUGGUGGUUUUUUCCUCCGAGAUACGAAAAGCAGCAAUGGCACAUUUGUAAAUAAUGAAAGAUUAGCGGUGACAGGUGAAGAGUCGGAAGCAAGGCAGAUCUACACGGGUGACAUCAUCCAAUUCGGCGUGGAAAUCGUUGAGAAUACCAAUAAAGUAGCGCACGGAUGCAUAUAUGCAAUGGUUCAACUGUUUGAUGCCUCUGGGCAGAUGAUCGAAACAGGAGGAACCUUGAGCGGCGGUGAAUUGAAUGGUACGUUGCCGAAUUGCGAACCUUCCCUAGUCAACAAUCACCAGUUGUUCCAAAUGCAGCAGUAUCUGUCAGAAGCGCUCUAUAGGGAAGAAGCUCGCCAACAAAAACUUGAAGCCUUGGAAAAGAUGCUGGAAGCUACCGAGCAUGCUUCGGAAGCGGCUUGGAAAGCCCUUGUCAACGAGGAUAGGCUUUUGUCA